Leguminivora glycinivorella is the source of this 2392-nucleotide messenger RNA. Its product is annotated as protein CEPU-1-like. Gene Ontology annotation, cellular component: neuron projection. The record is from RefSeq and is a predicted model, not a curated record. The coding region runs from base 207 to 1679 and encodes 490 amino acids. NCBI's taxonomy places the organism in Eukaryota, Metazoa, Arthropoda, Insecta, Lepidoptera, Tortricidae. The transcript has 10 exons.
UACCCGGCGGAUAAUUUCAUUAAAAGUGUAGCAAUCUAUUGGGCAAAUAAAUUACUUUUAUUGCGCCACAUAAAUUACAGACAGUCGAUGUCAUAAAAAAGUGUGCGCCAUAACUGUCUUCGUUUAUCUGGCUACGUUUGAGAACUGUGCUGUGUUUGUGAUGUUGGCCAUAAAAGGCGGCGUCGCCGAUACUAUACGUAGUGGGGAUGGGGUGGGCCCAUAAAAUGGAGUUAUUUCUCUGCCGCGACAAGAUGCUUUUGACUCUGUACUUCGCGCUGCUUCUCUGGAGGAUCGACUACGUAGUCGAAAGCACGAAAGUGGUGAAAAGCAGUAUCCGCCACCAAACAACGUCGCCCCUCAGCCGAGUGGGCCCAACGGUGUCGCUACGCGAUGCGGAGCCCGACUUCGCUGGGCCCAUUGAGAAUGUCACUGUCGCUAUCGGCAGGGAGGCAGUGCUCACUUGCUCAGUGCGCGACUUGGGGGACUUUAAGGUGGCGUGGAUUCGCGCAGACGACCAGACCAUCUUAACUCUGCACACGCGGCUGGUCACUCACAGCUCUCGGUACGCGGUCACUAACGACUCCCCGGGUUCCUGGCAGCUGCACAUCAGACCGCUGAAGGUCGAGGACCGCGGAUGCUAUAUGUGCCAGAUUAAUACUAGCACGAUGAAGAAGAUGAUUGGAUGCGUCGAUGUUUUAGUUCCACCAAACAUCGUCGACGAAGGCACCAGCGGCGACCUGGUGGCAAGAGAAGGAGAUGAUGUAAGCCUCUCCUGUAAUGCCGAAGGCCGGCCUCACCCACGCAUACUGUGGCGACGGGAAGACGGCACCAACAUCCAACUACGGGAUGAGACGGGGGAGCUACAUAAAGUGGACAUGUUCAUGGGCCCCAAUCUGAACCUUACGAAGGUAGAGCGGCGACAGAUGGGAGCGUACCUCUGCAUCGCGUCCAAUGACGUCCCGCCAUCGGUGUCCAAACGCAUCAUGCUUAAUGUUAAUUUUGCCCCUUCAAUAGUGGUAGCGACAAAGGUAAUAGGAGUGCCUACUGGGUCUCAAACGAGGCUCGAGUGCUUCGUCGAGGCCUACCCGCAGGCCAUAAACUAUUGGCUGAAGAGCGGACAGGAAAUGAUACUUUCGGGAGGGCGCCACAAUCUCAGUGAUGAUCGCGCCCUGCCAUACCAGACGCGAAUGGUGCUCAACAUCUCAGACUUCUGUGGCGAAGACGCGGGUACAUACACAUGCGUGUCUACCAAUACCAUGGGGAAAACUGAGGGCACUAUCAGACUUUAUGAAAUUAAAAUAACAACAACAACAACCACGACGACGACAACAACAACAACGACGACAACGACAACAACAACAACGACCACGCCUCCGCCGCCGACUACCACGGAAUACUUCCCGUCUCGAUUCGUAGUACCUUUGCAGCCGGCGGAACAGAAGCAUACUCAAGGGCAAGACGCCACCACUUACGAUACAAUGCAAAACGUCAUCGAGCAGUCCGUCCUAGACAACAACUGGCUGCCGACGGCCGAGUCCACGGGCUCCAAAGCCCACCAGGCCCUACCGCUUCCUCUUCUAGCCGCUGCCCUAGUGCUUCCUCACUUCAACUGUAUCGUAUAUACCCUCCAAUCAUUAUACUCGCUCGUUAGAACUAAACAGCAACUCCAUACAAGAUGAUAAGAUUAAAGCCGUUUGGAAAUCAGUGUCAAUUUAACAUUUUACACCAUAGAUAGUUGUUGUUUAAAUAGAUAUUAAUAUAUUGGUGAUUCCAUGUAAACGUGACGUUUGUGUCCAUUUUAUUGCGUAUUAAUUUAUGACGCGGAUGUUUAUAUUAAUUUAUUUCACAUGUGUGUUACUUUUAUCUCUCGCCAAUGCAUGAAUUUUUGGACGAUUAAUUGUGAAUAAGCAAGUUUUUGGUCACAUUCGUUACGCUCUGCCGUGGAAUUGCACAUCUGGAUUUUUUGCCGAUAUUUAAUGUCUGUAUUUUGCGUGUCAUUUGCAAAAACAUCCGAUUUUAUAUCGAUAUCCAACUUAACCAUGUUAACGUUUUUUUUUUUAAUAACAAUGCCACUGACAGUGUGUUUAACAUUCAUGAUUUAAGCAUAAAAUAUUUAGUUUUUUCGUAUUCGAGGUGUAUCAUAUUUCUAGAAUAUCAGUAUCAAAAGUAACGUUCCUUCUAAUAAAAUCGUCACUUGGCAAUUUGUUAGCAGUGACAUGUCCAAUACAGAUCGUAGCUCAAAAUUAAUUGACUUGUAUAAUUUUUGUAUCAGUUCUUCAAAAGAAGUUAUAGGUGUGACAGAAUAGGCUAGUUUCCUACUAGUCAAAUCAGCUUCUUUUUAUGAACUGUCAAAACGAUUUGUUAAUAUGGAAUUACUAUGAAAUACUGUGGA